Gongylonema pulchrum is the source of this 471-nucleotide messenger RNA. The record is from the annotation of a GenBank genome assembly. NCBI's taxonomy places the organism in Eukaryota, Metazoa, Nematoda, Chromadorea, Rhabditida, Gongylonematidae.
AUGCCUGGAGAUGAAGCAAUAAGAAUUACCAGGAGGCCGGACACAGGAAAACUGGGAAACGACGCAGUAUCUGCGCAAGUCCCCAAUUACAACUCAACAAGAGCUGGAACGCAAAACGUUGACGUUGAUUCGGUUAAACGCCCAAACGAUUUAAAGGGAUACUUUUGGUCAGGUCUUGGUCAGUGGACACCACGAACCUAUGCUGCCCGUAAAAAGCGAUAUGCAGAUGCAGAGACCCGAGCUUUCUGGCUCAUCAUAAAUUUGCUUGAUUUUCUCGGGGGAACAGGUGAGGCUUUCAACAUGCGGCCGUUUCGCGGUACACCAGAACCGGAAAUUCCACUGGAUUAUGACGGAGUAGAUCGUACAGAUGAGGAAUCGGUUGAAAGCAACGAAAGAUUUCCGCAAGAUAGGCCACGUCUCACUGCUACAAUUCUACAUAGACCAGAUGAGGACCACGAAAAUGACGUGUGA